This is a messenger RNA of Wyeomyia smithii (pitcher-plant mosquito), 5767 nucleotides long. Its product is annotated as zinc finger protein 845-like. The coding region runs from base 521 to 3280 and encodes 919 amino acids. The record is from RefSeq and is a predicted model, not a curated record. The transcript is spliced from 7 exons. NCBI's taxonomy places the organism in Eukaryota, Metazoa, Arthropoda, Insecta, Diptera, Culicidae.
CUUUCCAAUGGGUAAAAAUGUUGUCACAUGGAUCUAAAUUGAUGAUCAACUUGUCGAAGUUUUUUAUCACAAGAAGGACGCAUCCGGUGAAAGAUGAUUAAAAUUUUCAUUGUUCCGAUUGUAACGGCAAUCAUAUGACAAGAUUCAUUUAUAAAUCAAUACUAAAUGUAUUCAAAAUUAAAACUGUGGAAAUACUUGAAAUAAAUGUGAUAAUUUUUCACCGUGUACCCAUUGCUGAAAUGACAACAAACAGACUGAGUGUGGUGAGGUGAAAUUCUAGAAGGUGAAAUCGCUAAUCAAUUUUUUCCUGCAUAAACUAAAGUGAAGCCAUCAGCUGUGCCAUAAGACACAGAAGAGAAAAACGCUACGGUACGAAUUAAAAAUCUAAUUUCGGUCUCAAAUAGUCAGAAUCCUGAAGCUUGAAUACUUCUUCAUUUUCUGAUUAGAAUUUUGCUAAUUCUUGUUGCCAACGGAAAUGGGUAAAUCUGUUUUGAUUAAAAUAGAGUAAGAAUCCGCAACGAUGCCUGCGACAUUGGAUGCAAUAAAAUCUGAUCUACCAAUCACCAAGAAUGAAGAACGCUCCUUCAGUGAGGCACCUGAAAAUGGGCCAAGUGUAGUGAAAGAAGAACCUGCAAUCGACAACACUAUCGAUGAAGCUUGUAAAACGGAUACGGAUACAGCAACCGCUAGAGAAGCUGUCGCUUCUAGCUUAAGAAAGACGACUGAACUGAGAGCAAACCCUACUGAUGAGAGCUGGCGGGAACACAAUCAUACAAGCGAAAAAAACUACAGCUGUGACAUAUGUAAGAAAGCUUUCCUCCUGAAAAGGCAACUCAAGGCCCACAAAACGCAACACAUCUCGGAUCGCCCUCAUGACGAGCGACGGUACAUAUGCAACAUCUGCGGCAAGGAAUACCAAUCCACAAGUAAAUUGACUGAUCAUAAGAAGUACCACCAAUCCGCUGAGGAUGCACUACACAGGUGCGACAUUUGUGGAAAAGGUUUCGUUUAUCGUUCUUCCCUUUUAAAUCAUAUGCACACUCACAGUGACACGCGACAGUACAGGUGCGACAUCUGCGGCAAAGAUUACAAAUUAGCAACUAGUCUGAAUUCACAUAAAAAGUAUCACACAUCCCAUGAGGAUAACCUGCACAAGUGCCCCAUUUGCGAGAAAGGUUUCGUGCAUCGCCGCAUACUCGUACAACAUAUGAACACUCACAGUAACGAGCGACGGUUUGAGUGCGAUAUCUGCGGCAAGGAAUACAAAUCAGCAAACUAUCUGAAAGAACACAAGAAGUAUCACACGUCCGGUGAGGUUGAACUGCACAAAUGCGAAUUUUGUGGAAAAGGCUUCGUACAUCGCAAUGCGCUUCUAGAUCAUGUGCAUACGCACAGUGCCGAGCGUCGGUACAAAUGUGACAACUGCAGCAAGGAUUACAAGACGAGGGGAGCUCUCUACCAGCACAGAAAAGUACACAACGGCGAGCAAUCGUUCAAGUGUGACAAAUGCGGCGAAACGUUCAAAUCCGCUUAUAAGCUACGGAAACAUGUAACAAAUCAUUCAGAGGAAAUAUUUAUCAAAAUAUCUCAUGAGGAUGAACUGCAUAAAUGCGCUAUUUGCGGGAAAGGUUUCGUGUAUCGCUACGCACUCGUAGCACACGUGGACACUCACAGUGAUGAGCGCCGGUACAAGUGCGACAUCUGCGGCAAGCAGUACAAGACAAAAGAUUUUCUAAACAAGCAUAGAAAAUCACACAACGGUAAACAAUCUUGCGAGCAAUCCUUCAAGUGCGAUGAAUAUAAAAUUUUUGAAGUCGAUCAGCAGUAUAAAUUCAUGCAACAAAUGAAAAGAAACGUGAUAAUUUUCUACAGUGUACCCAAUUUUAAAAUAAAAACAAACACACUGAGUAUGAUAGAUUCCCUCUGGGUGAAACAGUUCUGUCGGUUGAUUGCUAGAGUUUUUAUAACUCGUGUAAGUGCUUUUGUGCGAAUGGAGUUGGGAGAAUCUGUUUUGAUAAAAAUGGAGGAAGAAUCCGGAACGAUAAAAGUGGAAGAGAUUACGAUAUUCGACACUCUGUUGGAUGUUAUAGAAGCUGAUCUAUCGAUCACCAAGGAGGAAACGGCACCAAUAUAUGGGUCAAGCGUAAUAAUAGAUAAAUCAGCAAUUGACAAUACUAUUCAUAAAUCCGGCAAAAAGAAAACUACUGUAGCAGCUGAUGGUGAAAUUGCCACUUCUAGCCCAAGCGUAACGCAUGAAUUGGAACCGAGUCCUACUGAUGGCAGCCAACGGAAACACAUUUGCAACAUUUGUGGUAAGGAGUUAAAAACAAAGCCAAUUCUCUGUCAGCACAUGAAAACACAUAAUGACGAACAAUCGUUUAUAUUUGACGAAAGCAGCGAAACGUUAAGCACAUCCCGCAAGUUUAAUAACCAUAAUAGGCAUCAUACAGAGAAAAAUAAAUACAAGUGCGAUAUAUGUGAGAAAACUUUCCUCUUGAAAACACAAAUCAGAAUUCACAUGAGGCAACACACGAAGAAUCGCGCCCAUAAAUGUCUCAUUUGCGGAAAGGGGUUUAUCUACAAAUCGCAACUCAAAAGGCAUACGCUGUUCCACAGUGACGAGCGCCGGUACAGAUGCGACAUCUGCGGCAAGGAUUACAAAUCAGUAUAUAAGCUUAAUGAGCAUACAAAGUAUCACACAUCCGUCGAGGAUGAUUCGCACAGAUGCAACCUUUGCGGGAAAGUCUUCGGUUGUCGCUCUUACCUUUUAAGACAUAGGCACACUCACAGUGAGGAACAACGACACAAAUGCGACAUCUGCGGAAAAGAUUUCAAAUUACUACUUUAUCUGAAUAUGCACAGAAAGUAUCACACAAUCCUUGAGAAUGAUUUGCACAAAUGUCCCUUUUGCGGGAAAGGUUUCGUGUAUCACAGCACACUUUCAGAACAUUUGAACACCCACAGUGACGUGCGUUGCAGAUGCGAUAUCUGCGGCAAAGAUUACCAGACAGCGAGGAGUCUGAACUAUCACAUGAAGAAUCACAUAACCAGAAAGGAUGAACAGCACAAAUGCACCAUUUGUGGGAAAGGCUUCGUGCGUCGCUACGCGCUCAAACAGCAUCUGGAAACGCAUAGUGACGAACUACGGUACAAGUGUGAAAUCUGCGGCAAGCAGUACAAAAGCAGAGGAGGACUCCAUCCGCACAAAAAAGCACAUGACGGCAAACAAUCGGGACGAAUUCAGCCAAACGUUCAAAGUUUUUGCUUCCCGGAUAAAUGAUAUAAUUCCACGAGGCACAUGUCAAAGCGCUGAGCAACUAUUCACUUGCGACGUCUAAGGCAAAGUCCUCAAAUCUCUUAGUUUAUGCACGCGAAAAAAAUAUACACUUUCAGCAAAUGAAGCUUACCGUGUCAUAAAGUUAGCUCAAACUGACUUGCCAUUUCUCUGCGUAUGAUAUGUGAUACUUAAAAAUGACAUCACCAAAACUUCCGGCAUCGCUUUUGACAAAUAUUACUAUACAAAAUCGUUAUUCAGUUGCGCUGAAAUCAUGUAUGGCGAAGUGACGACAUCAACGACAUUAUCUUUAUCGUGAUUAGCUCGGCGUUUUGUGAUUAAAUUUGGAACUAGGAUAUGUUCCAUUUAUACAAGUUUCACGGGCUUCGAAUUCAUGCAACUUUGCCAUUUUACAGAUUAGAUGAGGGGCAUAGCUUGUUCAUUACAGUAGCGAACGCGUCGAGCUUGUUUUCGCAAUAGGCGGUCUGUCGGGGAUUUCGCGCGCACUCUCGUGGUUGUGCACAGUAUGCCUCUUCGAGUACGACGGCUUUACUUUUCAAUGAUCGCAUGGUGUAACAGUGAGAUGUUCGGGAGGUCUUAGAGAAUCCGUCCGAGUUGUUUUCUAUUGAGCACCAACUCUCGAAAAUUAUAUUACAAGAGCAAAACGCGUUGUAGAUCUUAUGUCCUCUAAAAUUGCGGUCGGCUUACAGUUUCCGAAUAAAGCUUAACGUCUUACGAAAUAAAGCUACUCAUUGAUUCGUGAAUGGGUAAAUUAAGGUGUUCAUGAGCAGAAACGCAUAGAGUCGUACGAUACGUAAGGUAACUGAAAUUACUUAACCUCCACGAUUCGCUUGUAUUCCGUCACUGCAAAUAUGAUAAGGUUUCAAACAUGUUGGCACCUGGCGCGCUUUCGUGAGUUCAUAUAUCGAAGAUCGCAUCACUAACCUCGGGAAAGUGCGUGCACGUCGGGUUCAAAAUUGGAAGAGUCGGUCAGUUCCUCUAUUAGUACAAAACUCGUUAUUCCCGUCGUACUCCUAAAAUCCUCAAUCAAUGAAACAAAACGUCUUAGAUACAUAAAAGAUAGGUUCGUGAGUGCCCAUAAAUACCGCCAAGAAUUUUAUCGUAUGUAGAAAAGAAACGCGACAGACAACUAACACAAAAUUCCUAUACCCGUGGUGCUUGUGGAGUGUGCAGGAGUAUAUCCGGCCUCUAGUAACAACAAGUAUCGAACUAACACCCCUUUCCUUCCUUCCUUUGAUCUACGUUCUGGACCGGCAGGCGUCGGUACUGAUCAGCAUGCAGGGGUUAUUGGAGAUGCACAUCGAAAAGCUCAAUCCCAAGCAGUAAUCACUAAAUUCGAUUUACAACUCCAAUCGAUCCUGGUCAGUAACGAAGUGGCAACCGGUGGUGAUCAAUCAAGCUCAAGCAAGCAAGCGAAAAAAAAUAUACACUUUCAUCAAUGAUCGAUCCUUCCAGUGUGAUACCUGUGAUUGUACAUACGUGUCGCCCAGCGGUUUAUCCUUGCACCGAAAAAGUACGAUUGAUCGAUCGUAAUGCCCGAUUUGGUGAAAGAUAAUUGAAAAAAUUGUAAAACUUUGACUAAACACUAGUUUUUAGAACAACCUCUGCAAUAUAUAACAUAAAAGACUUAGAAAGAGUUGUGUGUUUUGUUAAAGUAGAAUAUACCAAUUCAAUUCGAAAACUCACUGAUUUUCAAGAGGUGCUUCGCAGGAAAGUACACAUGACUCUGGUUCAAGUUUACUAUGAAGGCCGUACGCAAACGUAUGGGUCAGCAUCAAGGAGUGUGAAUUUUUACGGGAGUCCUAUAAUAGGACCGCAUUCACUUCAUUCUGAUUUCACCGUGAAGUGACUCGUAAUAAGUAUCAUUAUAUUGAUAUAAAUGCAUGAGACAAGUGUGAAAUAACGUGAUAUUUUUUACCGUGUAUCCAUUUCUUAAAUUGAAAUCCAGUGUGGUUGAACUGACGUAACGGACGUAACAGCAAACAGAUGUGCCCCAAAACAUUUCUGGUGACUGGAAUGACAACCAAACCCACAAGAAAAAAAGAAUAAACCGCUGCGGUACAAGAUAACAAACAAAUCUCGGUUAUCGAGACCAUCUAAAGGGGAAAAUAAGAACUCUGACGCUUGAUUCGGGUUAUUCGCGUUGAAAGAGAUUUUGAAGGCUGUUCGCACCUACGUGAACACUCAUAUGUAAUUCUAGAGAAACAUUUCAAAAGGUCUUAUCUGCUUUUACCGAUUUUUUGAUCGAUCACUUUCAUUCAAUUACCACAACUUAUAAACACCUUUUCCGGCAAGUUAUUUGCACAAGUUGAUAGCGGAAGGAUCACUAACCUUCUGAACGAAAACCACACUUGGGAGAGUUACUAAAGCUUAGCCAUUACCAAAAUGAAAUUACGCUUCGGAAAAACGAUGAAAGCAGAUAGGACCUUUUGAGAUGUUUGUCGAGAAUUGUCAAAAUGUGCGUUAUGACAA